Messenger RNA from Oncorhynchus kisutch (coho salmon), 5689 nucleotides. Its product is annotated as glucose-6-phosphatase-like. Gene Ontology annotation, biological process: gluconeogenesis; glucose 6-phosphate metabolic process. The transcript has a single exon. NCBI's taxonomy places the organism in Eukaryota, Metazoa, Chordata, Actinopteri, Salmoniformes, Salmonidae. Bases 3732 to 4223 code for a protein of 163 amino acids. The record is from RefSeq and is a predicted model, not a curated record. Gene Ontology annotation, molecular function: glucose-6-phosphatase activity. Gene Ontology annotation, cellular component: membrane.
AACUAGGUCCUGGAUAUGGUACUUACCGUGCUGUAAACAAGUCUGAUUAGACAACCCCCAAGCCAGGACUCACCUUAGGCUGUAGCUUAUUGGAAAGAAAUAGUAAAUUAACUUAUCAUUACAGCAGGUCAUAAGGUCAGUGCAUUUUUGAUUGAUUUCGUGCCAUUCGUUUCACAUGAUAACGAUGGAUGUUGUUGAAGUGGUAAUGACAUGAAAAGGUCAAUCAAUAGGUCAAUCCAUUUUCAUUGGCCUGCUUAACGUCUUCUUGCCACGAUCUUUGCCAAGAGACGUACAGUCCUGGAGUGGAAAAACAUUCACCCACUAUCACACUGACAUCCUUUUUCAGGGGCUAGCUUAUCACUCCAGAGCAGAGAACUUCUGUUUACCGGUUUGGGAAACAGGAGCUCCAUGUUGGGUUGUAGGCUAAAGGUCAGGGAGCCUGUCUACAACAUUCACUUGAAGGCAAACAAAUGCCCUAACCUUGAAUAAAGUCUGAUGGGAACAGACAGUCCUGGAGCUCCAGAGGAGCUCUACCAGCUUUGGUGCAUCGUCCCUGGGUUGCUGAUCUGGAUCCACACUGCAGUCAUGGAUCUUUUCCACAGCUGAGGGUGGAGGUGGCCAUCCAUCUGCAGACCCAGUAUGGGCAUUAUGAGGGAUGGUUUAGCCUCUACAGUGGCAGACCUGCAUACCACCUUCUUCUGUUUCUUCCCAAGCUGGUUCUAUCUGCGCAGGGACGUGGGGGUCAAGCUCAUCUGGGUGGCUGCCAUCUGGGACUGGCUCAACCUGGUCCUGAAGUGGUAAGGAACGGGUUAAAUCAGGUUUCUGUCAUUUUGUAGGUCAUGGAUUUUUACUACAAAUAUGGAAUAAAUACACAUGAACGAGAACUUGCGUUGUCUUGAAGAUAAAUCGUAUAAAAUACACAUUUUUCAUAAAAAUACACUUUUUAGAGUUGGCAUUGUCAUUAUAUAAUCAUUACAAAGUUGUAACAUUUCAAGGAGUUGAAUGGUGUCCUCUCUCUAUGACAGGGUUCUAUUUGGAGAGAGACACUAUUUGUGGGUCCAUGAUACCCACUUCUAUGGGACAGACACAGCCCCUGCUUAAAACAAUUACACAUCACCUGUGAAACUGGACCAGUUUGGCAAUGCCAUAGAUAGACCGAUGUGUGCCAGAGUAUAGCAAUGCGUAUCACUCAACAUACCUCAAGAAUAUAGUAGUAUUGGGAAGUGGAAGCAUUAUUGUCUUAGUAUGUAAUAAAUGAAUGAUCAUAGGGCCAUAACAACCUUUGCACUUUAGUAUUGAUUCCCAGGGUAAAUACAUAGAGAAUAAUCUUAUCUGGAAAAGGAAUUCAGUUGGAAGUGUAUAGUGAAUUCCAGUGGAGGCUGGUGACUUGGAAAAUUGAGGAGGAUGGGAGACCCACCUAGAUGUCAAAGUGUGUUUCAAAAAUCGUCAAGAGUAAUAAUUUUCACCUAAAGCAUUUAAUAAAGACAUUUAUAGUACAAUAUAGGGAAUGGGUACGAGAGGGCUACUUACACAGUGUUUGGAAGGGAUCACAGCAGUGAUUGAAUGAGGGUAUGAGGCAUGAGUUGAGGUGUUCGGAGGCUUGACUUCAGUGCAGGACAGGAUUUGUCUGGGAAGACAAAAAACAAUAACACAACACACUACACAGUUAGACAAAAGAAGAAUGAGUUAGUCCAAGCAAGGAGUAAAAUCAUUGUUGUGUAAUAAUGUGAUUGUGUAUGUGAUUGACUCUACAUACAGUAAUGAGAGAAAAUUGAUAGGGGUACUCACUGUGCUUGAAGAGGAAACAUUCAAUGUGCCAGUAGAUGAGCGGGUACAUGAGACGUGGCUUCAGUUCAUGUCAGGAGAGAGUUGACAAUGGUAGUAGAGUGGACUGGUCAUCACCUCUUAAUCAGGGAACAGGAGGAGACUUAGCUCGAAAUACAAAUAGCAGAUACAUUCCAUUACAGCUGCGCCAUCGAAGGUUUGAACAAGUUUCUCCCUGAAGUUAAACAUAGAGUUCACAUCUUGCCCACUUGACACAUCAAAGUAGCCCAAGAAACGUUCCUGAAUAAAGCCCUGAUCAUCCACAUACCUGACGAUAACUGACAACUGCAAGCAGACUGGUGGCACCAUAGGUCCCAGAGCGGGGGAAAUUGUUACACCCUGGGGCCUGGAGUUUUUCCUUAUCUGUUAACCUAACCAGGAAAACGCUGGACCCUUUAAGGUAUGACAGUGAUUCAUCAGUUGCAAAAAUAUUUUAUAUGGGCUAUGAUGAGACCUGUUUUUCCUAAUCAAGUCACAUGGUUUAAAAAAAACUGGAGAAAAAAAACCCUCCUGGCCCUGAGGUCGAUGAAAACCUUGUUAAACUGCAGCAACUUUAAACUUGUUCAUAUUCAUUAUAUUUAGACUAGAUUAGGAAGGGGAUUUCCUCUACCUAGACACAGACAACAACUGAUAGACAACAGAACUCACAGGGUUGAGCUUUAUGAAUGUUUGCAUCAUACAGUUCUAUGCAACUGUAGGCCUUCUAAAAAAAUAACUCACAUCUGUCAUCACUAUUGAUUGAUUCAUUCCAGUUAAUCAUUUUGAAUUGAAAACGUAUUGACAGCCUCGUCAACCCAAUUUUGAAUAUAAACUACAUUUGAUCACAUUCACAUUUUCUCCUGACACACAAAUGGACUAUAAAUACAUAACGUUACCAAUUAGUUUACCCUGACCAAGUGGACAGCGCAAAUAGGCUGUAUGCAUAUGCUCUUAUUAGUAGCCUACAGUUGAUUAGACUGAACAAUGGUCUAGUUUUCAUCCCAUACAGCAUGUCAGAUCUCUGAUGUUAAGGUGUAGCCUAGGCUGAUGCAACAUUUAUAUCGUGCGUUUUUUGCUUGUGUUUGUCAGGAGUGAGUAUGUAUUUUCAUCUUUGCUUAAUAAAAGCCGGAGGAAAGUGGAAUGCCUUCAAUGAGCGCACGCGGGGGAAAAAAAUGCGCUGCGUCAACCUCUUUCUUUAAUCUAACUGUUAAUGGAUGAUGUAAUGAAACUAUCAAAUCAUUCGGAAUUGAUUUCGACAUCCCAGAAAAGACAGUAGAAAGUUCGACAUGUUCAGCAAGUAACGAAUUGUUACUGGGGGAUUAUUAUUAAACGUUCCAGGCCAUACUUAAACAUUUAAAACUAGAUAGAAACUAUGGAAAAACUAUCAUGGAUCUAUAUAUUUGCAAAUAACUCCCCUUAUUUCUGGCCAUCAAAUAGAUUUUGACAAACAAAUCAGUACAACAACAAAAAAUUGUGCUGCACUCCAUUGAAUUUCAAAAGCCCUCAAGCCCAAAAGGGGGUAGGUACGGUCUAGGCUUGUUUUGGAGCAGGGCCUUGUGUCUUGUUCAUCUCCAGGUUCUUGCAGUUGGGGCUGUGGAUGCUGCUGUGUACAGUGGAGCUGCUGGUGUGCAUGUCCAGAGUCUACAUGGCUGCCCACUUUCCCCACCACGUCAUCAGUGGGGUCAUCAUGGGUCAGAGAACAAGGACUCUAGAUGUCUAGAUUUCAAGAUGAAGACACUUGUACCCAGCAGGUCCUGCUAACCUGGAUGCUACUGCGCUGGGUUGGUUAUUUUCUUUUCAUGUUGUCGUCCUUUCCAGGAACUCUGGUGAAAUGUGCAACCAGGCCUAGCAUGUAGUGUAGUGUAAAAGUUAUUGUAUCUUAUUUCAAUGAUCUUGUAGCUUGAUGACAAACUCCCUGGUCUCUAUCCAUGGCAGGUAUCAUGGUGGCUGAGUUCUUCUCCAGAGUGCAGUGGAUCUACAGAACCAGUCUGAGGAAGUAUUUCAACACCACCAUCUUCCGGCUCUCCUUCGCUGUGGGUUUCUACGUGCUGCUGAAGGCUCUGGGCGUGGACCUGCUGUGGACCCUGGAGAAAGCCCAGAAGUGGUGUGUGAGGGCUGAAUGGGUCCACAUGGACUCCACUCCCUUCGCCAGCCUCCUGCGCAACAUGGACACCCUGUUUGGCCUGGGCCUGGGCGUGCACUCGCUCCUCUACACCGAGAGCAAGAAGAACAGCAGCCCGCCCUUCAGGGUGGGAUGUAUCACUGUCUCCUUAUUGCUGCUACACAUCUUGGAUGGCUUGAUGUUUCCCUCCAGGAACCAGGCAACGUUCUACGUGUUGUCCGUCAGUAAGUGUGCUGCUGCCCUAUUCAUCCCCACAGCUCUGGUUCCCGGAGGACUCUCCUGGAUCUUCCCAGUUUAAAGUGGGGCGGCUAAACUGAAAUUGUCAUAACAAUCGUUCACUUGUGAAAAAAGUGCAGAGGUAGAAAAAUGUAUACUGAAGUAAUUUCAGUUGCUUUGGCAGCACUAUUCUACAAACCAAGGACUAUGGUGGAAGUUGAGUGUAGUUGUCACCUGGAGGUGUGUAAAUCUGUUGGACUAUCAGAAACUGUUUUGAUUUGACAAAUUAAUUGGCUUGCUAAGCUCAUGAGCAGAGAGUGGGAAUGGGUAUGGGAAGCAAGAACACCUCAAGAGCUUGGGAAUAUAAGGUUCUAUCUGCAAAAACAAUAUUCUGAGAUAAUUGGCUUUAAAGUUUUGAACCCUCAUUGGUUUGAAUGGUGUCAGCAAUUUUUUUUUAAAUCUUGUAUUCUUUUGAACUUAACAACAUGAAUUGGGGUAUUUUGAGUCCUAUAUAGGUAGAGAACAUUGAACAGAACAAGGGUAUGUCAAUAACAACAUGUUGACAAAAAUGCAGAUAGAAGCUCUAGACCUGUUUCUUCAAAUAGAUUGCUCUGUUUGUUCCUAAUUAAAUGUAAAUGUUACAUACAGUAUAUGCAAUCCUGUGUAUAGCAACAUAUCAUUUCUGGGGAGACAAGUGAAAACGUGUGAUUCAGUAGAAAAGUUUGGAGGACAGUGAGCAGCUGAAUCUUCUGUUACAGUAAGCAAUGCUAGAAGACUAGGCUAUCUUCAGCUUUGUGAAAAAGACUUCCACUGUCUCAGAGCAUUCAUACUGGAGUUUCUCUAUUUCUUUGUGGUGGUUAUGUCUCCUGGGUUCAACUUGAUGUUAGUGAAUGACACUGUGCUGGUGUGGCUCCUUCGAUGACAACAAGAGGACAAAGGGUGAUUAUCAGGCCCUGGACUCUGGACCCUGAGCGGUGAGGAUCAAGACUGGUUGUACUAUAAUGUACAAUAAGUGUUAGCAUUUUAUUUACUAGAUGAUGUUGUGAACAAGGUUGCCUUGAUUAAUGAGCAAAAGCCCUUUUGCUUGGUGUACACAAAUAUAUCUUUUUUUACUUUGAGUUAGUUUUUCAGAGAAAAUGACCCAAAAUUCCAAUACUGAUUAAUUAAUUAUUAUUAGGGACAUUAAACAUUUACUACUAGACGACCGACCCUCAGCUCAAUACAUAGCAACAACAUAACUCAUGCCCACUGACGUUGGGAGUUUUGGGCAUGGAGGCUCAACGAGCAGCACUUUUUGUGUACAGAACGAUGACCAUGUGUAUCUGUGCAUUAGUGAUACAUACCAAGUAUACUGCUUCAAUCAAACAUACCAGCAAUAAUCAAUAAAUACUUGACUGUACAUUGUCACAUGUCAACACUACUGUACAAUAGUCUACUUAACUUGACCCUGAUAUCAAGUCAGUGACAAUCCAUCCUAUCAUUGCCAAGUAUUGUGACGGACAUGCAUAUUUCCUAUGGUGACUUAAUAUUGUACAUCCAUCCAACCUC